Rubroshorea leprosula is the source of this 3034-nucleotide messenger RNA. NCBI's taxonomy places the organism in Eukaryota, Viridiplantae, Streptophyta, Magnoliopsida, Malvales, Dipterocarpaceae. The record is from the annotation of a GenBank genome assembly.
CUAUCUUCCUCAUUGCUACCGAAUCUCCUUCCUCACCAAAGCCAUGGCCAUCAUCGAUCUUCAUCAUCUUCUCUCCUUCAUUGCUGCCGAACCCCUUCCUCACCAAAGCCAUGACCCUAUCUUCCUCAUUGCUGCCGAAUCUCCUUCCACUCCGGCCAUAGUAAUAGGCUUCGCCGGAGUACCGGCUUCUUCACCCGGAUUCCAUUCAAAUCUAGGAAUAUGAAAACUGCUUCGUCCUCCCUGUCACGCUCUUUCCCCCUCCUCUCACUCACUCUAUGUACUUUUUUUUGUCUCUCUUUAUUCCACUUUUUCAUCAGUACUGGGCGAUGUUGGGUCCUAUUUUGCGUCUUUGAUAAUCGAAAACGAAGCUACCUCCAAACCACUGUACUGGAAAGUUACCAACCCCACUCUACUGCCUUCUCAUCUCCAAGAUUUGCCUGGUUUCACUCAAAGUGUUUACGAAAGGGACCACGCAAUAAUUACACCGGAGAGUCAUGUAUUCAGUCCUCUACCUGAAUGAUUUUGAUUGCGAGGACUUGUAAUUGCCUAUAUUCUCUGUUGCAGCAGUGACAACGCGAUAUUGAAUUUAGAGAGUCUGCAAGUGAACAACGACAAAGAUUACUAUCAGAUAUAUCAAGAUUAGAGGCAAAGGUUGAGAGGCUUGAGUCAUAGUUGCAAACUAAAGAUAGAGAAAUAGCAACAAUUACGAGAACGGUUGGAAUCUCUUGGUUUUGUUAAGUGAGAUUCUUUUUAGUUGACAUUCGUGUUCGAAUUAAGGACCACUUGUUAAAAUAAAUGUGAUUAGGAAGCCAAAAAUACACCAGCUUUUAAGGUGCAAAUUGAGAAGCUACAACAGGAAAGGGAUGGGUUUCAGAGGAUGGUGAUUGGUAAUCAGGCAAGUGAGAACCCAGCAGAUACAUGAAAUGAAGAAAAAAGAGGGGUACAUAAAGUUGCAAGUAGGAUCUUUUCUCCAUGGUUUUUGAAAACUAAAAAAGAAUCUGUUCUGAUUAUGAUUAGAGAAUCGGAUCAUACAGUUUUGAUGAUGUGAGUGUUUCUCUUGCGGGAGAGGCUUAACCAAGUUCUGAUGGAGAAGAAGAAGGAAUCAAGAUCAGGAAUGGAGAUAAUGAACUUGCUUCAGAAAAAAGGGCGGUAGCGUGGGACUUGGAAUGGGAAGAAGGAUGAUAACGAUUUCUAUAAAAAGAUUCUAUGAAGAAGCUUGUUGUCUCAAUGUCUGGUGAAAUUAUGUUUGACAUUCCACUAUCUGUAGGUGGAUGCUUAUGAGGCAAAAAAUCAAGAACUGAUGGCUGAGAAUGCUGACUUAAGAGCGUUGUUAAGGUCAAUACAGGCAUGUUAACCAUUCUAUAACUUAUGGAUAUAUUUCACAUAAUUGAUGGAUCUGCUUAUGUUUUCUUUGUGCCAUUGGCUGAUGUUGGAAUUCAUUUUAUUGCCCUUAGACUUGAUAAUGGAUAGGUAUAGCAGAUUUACUGCAUAUGGCCAAUCAAAGGUAGCUAAUGUUUUGCAUGCUAAUGAACUUGAAAGAUGUCUUAAGGUAUGUUAAUGCAUUAUUAUUAGCAUAAAAGAUGGAAGAUACUAUGGUGUAAGUUCAUCGCAUACAGGUUGCAAAUGGAAUUAUUGAUUUUUUGUUUGCAAAAGGCUUUAUAGAUACUAAAUCUUUGCUUCUGACUUUGCCCCUUAUUAGUUUUUAUUUCAAACUUUUUUUCCUGUGACCUUUCAUGUUUUAGUUUGGCAUAGCAAGUGCAGUAGAGAUUGUAAUUUUUCUUAUCAUUUAGUUUCCAUUGGCAUUAUCUCCCCUGGUGCCUAAAAAUGUGAACUUUUCAGAAACCUAGCAAGUUUUCCAACAUGCAUGAUGGGUUUAAAUAUUUCAUUUACAAGGAAUUUUUGAAGUAGAUUAUUUGGAGAUUGGCUUGGAUAUCACACGUUACUAGACUAUAAUUGUGUUACCCUGCUGUAAGCCUGCUCAUGCAUUUGUAGCUAUGUUACAUAAACUCUGGAAUCAGGACCAAGUGUCUGAUAUUGAUUUCCUUAAAUAAUGCAGCCUUUAAUCCUUUUUAAUUUUGUGUAAUAGGUCACCUCUAUUUUUAUUAGAAGAACCUGUUACAUUGUUUUCUAAGCACCUGUAAGAUUUUAUGCUACAAAGAUUGUACUUUCUAAAGUGGACCUCCUUAGAUGUUUAUUAUUUUAUGGAGUUCUCAUCAGCUUAUGUUUUUAUGUAACUUAAGAGUGUGGUUCACCUUUGUCAGUAGAGAUCACAAUGAUGCUAAUCUGACAUUAGUUUUAUUACAUGUGAUCUUUUAGGUUUUGCUAUGCUUUUCUUUACAUAAUUUGUACACUUACAGGUAAAUUCCCUUUGAAUGGGGAUGUCUCUUUUAAAUGGUCUUGCUGUACUUCAACUGUAUUGUUGAUAGCAUCAAAUUUAGAUGUUUCUGUGCUUGUGAAAAUAUACAUAAUGCUAUUUCUGUCACAGUUAUGCUCUCUCUCUCUCUCUGUCUUCACUGUGGUAGUUUGAAAUUGCUAUGUAAGAUGCGCAUGAUGUUUUUUUCUUUGAGCAGGAAGAGGGAGUAGAUAUAACUGCAAAUUCACUUCAUCUAGGAUUAGUUGUCACCAAUAUUGCUCGUCAUUAUUUGGGCAUCUUUAAUGGCCUUUUUCAUGAGAUUGGUAAAUUUGUAUUGAAGAGUUGGGAACCCUCUUGAAUUCUUCAAACCCUAGCAUUCUGCAGCUCUCAUGAACUCUCAACUUCCUUUCCUCUUUACCAUUUGGUGACAAAGAGGGAAAUGGCAAGAUGAACUUAGUUCUCCACUAAGUUGCAAGAUAAUCCAUUUGAAGUGCGAACAACUCUUGGUGGAAUGUAACUUUUCUCAAGUGUUCUUGGCAAUUACAUGCCAAUAGACAUGUAUACACUUCUUUUACUGUUAAAAAGUUACCAACUUUUUUAAGUUAAGGCACUCAAGUUUAAAGAAAUUUAUAGUUAAGUAUACAGGGUUGUAAAGACUUUAAAUUAAGGACAUAUGUUUGU